Messenger RNA from Punica granatum (pomegranate), 1033 nucleotides. The record is from RefSeq and is a predicted model, not a curated record. Lineage: Eukaryota; Viridiplantae; Streptophyta; Magnoliopsida; Myrtales; Lythraceae.
GACCGGAGGCGCGGCGUGUCGUUUGUAGGUUCCUUCCAUUCCUUCCUUCCUUCGAGCAGUUCCAAUCUGAAGGGAAGAGCUUGACAACGACGCGCAGGGGGUUUUAGGUCUUCUGGAGCUCGAAACCCUCGAUCCUUUCCGUUUCCAGUAGUCUCGCCGUUCGACGAUGUUCAAGAAGUUUUCUUAUGAAGAUGUAUCUGCACAAAACCAAGUUAAGGCCUCUGUUCAGCGUAAAAUUCGACAGAGUAUUGCAGAAGAGUACCCAGGAUUAGAGCCUGUGCUGGAGGAUUUGCUUCCAAAGAAGUCCCCACUUAUUGUUGCCAAAUGUCAAAACCAUUUGAAUCUUGUUCUGGUGAACAAUGUGCCGCUCUUCUUCAACAUCCGUGAUGGGCCUUACAUGCCAACUUUACGACUGCUUCAUCAAUAUCCGAACAUAAUGAAAAAACUACAGGUAGACAGGGGUGCAAUUAAGUUUGUUCUUGCUGGUGCAAACAUAAUGUGUCCUGGUCUCACAUCACCAGGUGGUGCUUUGGAUGAUAAAGUUGAGUCAGAAACUCCCGUGGCUAUAAUGGCUGAAGGGAAGCAACAUGCUCUUGCUAUAGGCUUUACAAAAAUGUCAGCAAAAGAUAUUCGGGCAGUUAACAAGGGCAUUGGCGUCGACAACAUGCAUUACCUUAAUGAUGGCCUCUGGAAGAUGGAGCGUCUUGUUUGAUAAUGUGAGAGGCACGACUUCUUGCAGCGGCCUUUUGGACAAACUGGAGGAUUUUUACCAUCCCUAUGCCUCUGGGCAUCUUAAUUAUAUACAUUUUGGUAGUUUCAUCAGCUGGAGAAGUUCGAGGAAAUUACUCCGGCAUGUUCUUCGCUUGUAUGCAGUUGUGAAGUCAGCUGUAUAGAAUUUUUAUAUUUUCCUUGCUCAACUUAAUAGGAUGCUUUUUACUUCCUUUGGAUCUGGUAGGCAACAAGUGACUGAACAUGGAUCGUCUUUUGCUACUUUGGUUAUAAGUAAUUUCUCCUUUGCUUUUUUUGCUUGGAA